This is a messenger RNA of Aspergillus candidus, 1518 nucleotides long. RefSeq lists its product as uncharacterized. The transcript has a single exon. Gene Ontology annotation, biological process: GPI anchor biosynthetic process. The record is from RefSeq and is a predicted model, not a curated record. Gene Ontology annotation, cellular component: Golgi membrane. Bases 155 to 1408 code for a protein of 417 amino acids. Lineage: Eukaryota; Fungi; Ascomycota; Eurotiomycetes; Eurotiales; Aspergillaceae. Gene Ontology annotation, molecular function: glycosyltransferase activity.
AUUAUCGUCAGCAAUCCACAGUAUGGAAGGAUGAAAAAGCUUGUUUUGGAAUGGUCCUGCCGUGCAUCCCUUGACUGGGAUACCCCAGCUUACUGGACAAGGCAGUUGGAACUCAUCUCCGCUCGGUAUCUCACCUCCAGAAUGCGUGGCCGCCAUGCGUCUAGCGCUUGAGUUCACUCGAAAACAGAGACAGUUGAUAGCCUCCUUCGUGGUGGUUUAUCUACUCUUGCUCUUUUUCUGCCAUUCCAACUCUGCACGCGACCCGACGUCUAUCUUCUUCCAGCCGGACGUCGGCUACCGACCACAGCGCAGUCUCCAGCGAAUCGACGAGUCCAUUCAGUACCUCUCCACAUACAACCACUCGUUCACCCCCCAUUCCACGGCAGACCUGACCGCGCCGAUCAACAAUGUCGAUAUCUGCAUCGGGAUCGUGACAGUCAAGCGCCCCCUCCAGCAAAACCUCGACCAAACCGUAGGCUCCCUCCUCGACGGGCUCUCCCCGGCGCAGCGUCGCAGAAUCGCCCUCCAUCUGCUCAUCGCCGAACCCAACCCCGCUGACCACCCGACCUACCACCACCCCUGGGUAUCAAACGUCGUCGACCGCGUCCUCACCUACGACGACGUAGAUGCCCCGCAGUCAACCAUCCGUCGCCUCGUGCGAAACAAGCUCAUCAACAAGAAGUCACUCAUCGACUACAAGCUCUCCCUCGACGCAUGCUACGACCACACCGACGCCCCGUGGGUCAUGAUGCUCGAAGACGACGUCGUGACCCAGAAGAAUUGGUACGAGCCGACCAUGCGCAGCCUAGACCUGAUCACAGAGUGGGACGAGCGCGACGUGGUCAACGACUGGCUGUACCUGCGCCUGUUCUACACAGAGAAGUUCCUCGGCUGGAACGCCGAGGACUGGCGGACGUAUCUAGGCUGGAGCGUAGCCGCCGUGCUCUCCGCCGCCGUAGCAGGCAUUACCGCCCGCAGCCGGCGGUCCUCGCUGCGCGCAGUCCUCACAAACCGCUUCCUCGCCGUGAUCUGCCUCGGCGCCGUGCCCGCGCUUAUCGCACUCUACUUCCUAAGCGGUCGUGUGACCAUGCAUCCGAUGCGACCGGGGAUUCACCUCAUGAACCGCCACGGCUGCUGCUCGCAGGGACUGGUCUUCCCGCGGCAGAAGGUGCCGCUGCUGUCGGAGUAUAUGCAGGAGUGGGCGGACGUGCGGCACUCCAAGCCGGUGGACACGGUCAUUGAGCGAUGGGCCAACGAGAACCGGUUUGAUCGGCUGGCGGUGUCGCCGUCGCUGAUGCAGCAUGUUGGGGCGGCGUCGUAUAAGGAGAAGAAAAAGGCGUUUGCGUGGGAGGGGUCACAUCGGGUUUAUGGGGCGCAUGGGGUGUGGAGUAUGAGUUUUGAGGAAUAAUAUGGGUGCGUUGUUCUAUUGUGUGUAUUAUGAAGCUGCAUGGUUAUUGUAUGAUAAUUGCAGCUCGAUGAUCUGGAUGAGUGAUAAGGGGGAUCGCCAUAAGAGUCGCU